AUGGCGGCGUGGCGGCAGUGCCCCGCGUGUUGGCCAUGGAGGCGGCGGGCGGUGGAGCUCGCGCGCACGGUGGCCGGAGCGGGCGGUGAGCUGGGUGGCGCGGAGACCAUGGCGCGACGGGGCGGCAUCCACCAGCGGCCCGUGGCCUGCCCCUCCCCUGCUUCGCCUCCGUCGGCGAGACGCAGCCCCCGGUGGCGGGACGGUGCGGGCGAGCGCGGCGGGGCACGGGAGCGCGAGGAAGGUGAGCGGGAAGAGGCGGUGACGGAGGUCUGGAGGCGAACAGGCGAGGUGGAGCGCCCGCGGCGUGGCUGGACCACCUCGACCCGGCGCAAGGGCCUCCUCGGCGGCGCGGACCAGGGGCCUUGCCAGCCGUCCUCGUGCCGGGUGUCCGUCCGCGCGUCCGCCACGCUCUGCCUCGCCGCUCGUCGGAGUGGUCGUGGCGUCGUGCGCGAGCGGUGUUCGUCCCUGCACCCGGCGGCAGAUCUCCGCGCGCGUGGGCGGCCGCCCGUCCCCGUCCCUGCCCCCGGCAGCGGAGCUCAGCGCGCGCGGGCGCCCCCCGCGGCGCAGGAGGAUGCGACGGAGAGAGAGGGCGAGGGCGGACUCGAGCUCCGCGGCACGCGGCGGGGGCGAGGCAGCCUCGAGCCUGGGCGGGUGGGCAGCGGAGGUGCCGGGCUCAACUGCCGUGCACGCAGUCGAGGCGCUGGGCGGCGCUCACGCGGCCCGCGAUGGGCAACGGCAGUGGCGGGCGGCGCGUCGCCACGGCGGGGCUCCGGCCAGGCGGCCCCUGCUCCGUGGCGAGGCGGCGGGCGGCCGGCCCCUCCGAGUCACGACGGCGCGUGGCCUGUCUCCGGCGGCGGGGGCGGAGGGCUCCGCUCUCCUGCCAUGGCCUCUGCGCCGACCGCCUCGAGAUCGGCGGAGGCGCAGGCGGCGCGGAGGCGAGCACAUGGAGGAGCAGCGGAGCGAUGGGCUGCUGCUGCCCCACCCUCCUCCGGGCGCGACGGUCCGGCGCGUGCUAGCGGCGGCGGUGGGCACGGGCCGGUCUGGACGUACGCAGCGGGCACCCUCCCUUUGCGGCGGCGGCUCCUCACGGCGGCCCGUCCCUCCCGGCGUGAAGCUGUUGGGCAGCGCGGGCCCGGUGCCACGGUGGCGGCGUAG
Panicum virgatum (switchgrass) is the source of this 1155-nucleotide messenger RNA. Its product is annotated as spidroin-1-like. The coding region runs from base 1 to 1155 and encodes 384 amino acids. NCBI's taxonomy places the organism in Eukaryota, Viridiplantae, Streptophyta, Magnoliopsida, Poales, Poaceae. The record is from RefSeq and is a predicted model, not a curated record. The transcript has a single exon.